AUGCCACCCACAUCCAGAGUCGUAUCUCGAGCGACGACCGCCAUCCCACGCGUCAGUCCUGCACAUGCAACACCUGCACGAGUGCGCAAGGCACCGAAUCGCCCACCACCGCUGAAGAAGCCGUAUCUUGAAACCCGCGUCUAUACCGCUCGAGCUGUAUGCGACACGCAGGGAAGAAACGGCUUGGUUACUGCCACCGAUGCAAACGACGAGCCCAUCGAGAUCAACAUGUGCUACCCGCGCUCCAUGGGCGGCCGCGGCUUGGGCCACAACCCCGAGCAACUGUUCGCUGCUGCAUACGCGUCGUCAUUCGCGAGCGCCCUCCAGCAUGCAGCUUCGCUUCAGGACAAGCUCGAUGCGGUUCGCGAAGUGAAGACCCACGCGGCUGUUGUCCUCGGGCACCCUUCUGACAACAAGGGCUUUGGCGUCGAGGUCAAUCUUACCGUGGAGGGCUGUGAGGACGACGAGUUGAUCGCGGCGGCCCAUGAUGGAUGCGCUUAUUCACGACUGUUGCGCAAAGGUGGCCCUGUCCGGGUCCUGAAAGACUCGGAGGACGACGCCUGA
Molecule: messenger RNA, 564 nt
Organism: Peniophora sp. CBMAI 1063
Lineage: Eukaryota; Fungi; Basidiomycota; Agaricomycetes; Russulales; Peniophoraceae
Source: the annotation of a GenBank genome assembly